Messenger RNA from Calypte anna (Anna's hummingbird), 2310 nucleotides. RefSeq names its product EYA transcriptional coactivator and phosphatase 1 (gene EYA1). Gene Ontology annotation, molecular function: protein tyrosine phosphatase activity. Gene Ontology annotation, cellular component: nucleus. Bases 187 to 2034 code for a protein of 615 amino acids. The transcript has 19 exons. NCBI's taxonomy places the organism in Eukaryota, Metazoa, Chordata, Aves, Apodiformes, Trochilidae. The record is from RefSeq and is a predicted model, not a curated record. Gene Ontology annotation, biological process: multicellular organism development; positive regulation of DNA repair; cell differentiation.
AACCGAUCUGCUUUCCUGAAGUAUUCCCAAUGUACUUGCUACAAAAUAAUGUCUCGCUUCCUGGGAUGUAGUAGCCAGAAGACGUUUCUCCUCUAGAAGUAUCGUUUUCAUUCACAGAUUAGUUAAUUGAAGGUGCAAAAGUCCCAAACCGGUUCAGAUGUUGCUGCUUCCUCAAGCUGCAGGUCUAUGGAAAUGCAGGAUCUAGCCAGCCCACAUAGCCGACUAAGUGGUAGUAGUGAAUCUCCCAGUGGUCCAAAACUUGAUAACUCCCAUAUAAAUAACAACUCCAUGACACCCAAUGGCACAGAAGGUGACAUGACCCUCCUCAGCACUGCAGACUGGUUGCUAAGCCCUAGCACACAGAGCCCCGCAGUUAAAACAGAACCAAUGAGCAGCAGUGAGAUUGCUACUACCACUACCACAGACGGGUCUUUAGACAAUUUCUCAGGAUCAGCAAUUGGAAGCAGUGGUUUCAGCCCAAGACAAACACACCAGUUCUCCCCACCACAGAUUUACCCUUCCAACAGACCAUACCCACAUAUUCUUCCUACCCCCUCUUCACAAACGAUGGCUGCAUAUGGGCAGACACAGUUUACGACGGGGAUGCAACAAGCUACAGCUUAUGCCACCUACCCCCAGCCUGGUCAACCUUAUGGAAUCCCUUCAUAUGGUGCAUUGUGGGCAGGCAUCAAGACAGAAGGUGGAUUGGCUCAGUCACAAUCACCUGGACAGACAGGAUUUCUAAGCUACGGUGCCAGCUUUAGCACUCCUCAGCCUGGACAGGCUCCUUAUAGCUACCAGAUGCAAGGCAGCAGUUUUACAACAUCAUCAGGAAUAUAUGCAGGAAAUAAUUCACUCACAAACUCUACUGGAUUUAAUAGUUCACAGCAGGAAUAUCCCUCUUAUCCCAGUUUUGGCCAGGGCCAGUAUGCACAGUAUUAUAAUAGCUCACCAUAUCCUUCACAUUACAUGACAAACAGCAACACCAGCCCAACAACACCGUCUACAAAUGCAACAUACCAGCUUCAAGAACCACCAUCUGGCAUCACCAGUCAAGCAGUUACAGAUCCUGCAGCAGCAGAAUAUAGUACAAUCCACAGUCCAUCAACACCCAUUAAAGACUCAGAUUCAGACAGAUUGCGCCGUAGUUCAGAUGGGAAAUCACGUGGACGUGGCAGAAGAAACAACAAUCCUUCCCCACCACCUGACUCUGAUCUGGAGAGAGUAUUCAUAUGGGAUUUGGAUGAGACAAUCAUCAUUUUCCAUUCCUUGCUUACAGGGUCCUAUGCCAACAGAUAUGGAAGGGAUCCACCCACCUCUGUGUCUCUUGGACUUCGAAUGGAAGAGAUGAUUUUCAAUUUGGCAGACACGCAUCUGUUCUUUAAUGAUUUAGAAGAAUGCGACCAGGUUCACAUUGAUGACGUGUCUUCAGAUGACAACGGGCAAGAUUUAAGCACCUAUAACUUUGGAACAGACGGCUUUCCUGCUGCCGCCACCAGCGCGAAUUUGUGCCUCGCCACAGGGGUGCGUGGAGGAGUGGACUGGAUGCGAAAAUUGGCUUUCCGCUACAGACGAGUAAAAGAAAUAUACAAUACCUACAAAAAUAAUGUUGGAGGUCUUCUUGGUCCAGCAAAAAGAGAGGCUUGGUUACAACUAAGAGCAGAAAUCGAAGCUUUGACGGAUUCUUGGUUAACACUUGCACUGAAAGCACUCACCCUUAUUCAUUCGAGGACAAACUGUGUGAACAUUCUUGUAACAACUACUCAGCUAAUUCCAGCUCUGGCAAAAGUCUUGUUGUAUGGACUAGGAGUUGUAUUUCCCAUAGAGAAUAUUUACAGUGCAACUAAAAUAGGAAAGGAAAGUUGUUUUGAGCGAAUAAUUCAAAGAUUUGGAAGAAAAGUAGUGUAUGUUGUUAUAGGGGAUGGUGUUGAAGAAGAACAAGGUGCAAAAAAGCAUGCUAUGCCAUUUUGGAGGAUCUCAAGCCACUCUGACCUUAUGGCCCUUCACCAUGCCUUGGAACUGGAGUACUUGUAGCAGCUCAACAGCACUUUGAAACCCCAGAGCCUCCUUCUGCCCGUGGACAGGAUGCCUGUGUCUUGUGUCAGCAUUGGACUACAGAACUUUGUGAUUUCAAGAUGUUGACGUACAGCUGCAAUUGGUCUUAACCCUUGCCCUUUCUGUAAAUGGAGGAGCAUGUCUUUUUCUUCAGAACAGCUGUUGACUCUGGUACAACAAAAUAAGCCAUGCAAAUAUUCGUCAAACAACUCAUCUUUACCGUAUUUGCUACCAAAAAGAAAUAGAGGAGGAAAA